Messenger RNA from Leucoraja erinaceus (little skate), 5547 nucleotides. RefSeq names its product SUN domain-containing protein 2-like. Lineage: Eukaryota; Metazoa; Chordata; Chondrichthyes; Rajiformes; Rajidae. The coding region runs from base 3233 to 3901 and encodes 222 amino acids. The record is from RefSeq and is a predicted model, not a curated record. The transcript has 5 exons.
GUCAAACUACCAACUACUCGACAAAUAACAGAGUAAUUGGGGGAAAAUGAUACCAUUUUCUGUCUACAUGAUUCAGAUGUUAGUAUCAAGAACAACAUAUAGGUUGUCAUUGAGCAUCUCAUGAAGUUACCGACUGAAAUAAUAUCAGAAAGACAGUGGUGGGGUUACCACUUACACUGGGCAUUAAGUAUCUAAAAAUGCUCGGGUGAAAUUCAUGAGUUUAAGCACUUGCAUGUAUGGGUAUAAAUAGACUACACUAUGGAGGUGGCCUAUAUUAACCAUAUGGCAGCAUAAAGUCGGUAUCAUAUGACAAGUUGGUCAAAACAAUUUGGCAAUGGUAUAUCCAUAGAGGUAUUGGACUAUCAACAACUUACCUGCCUGGUAAGCAAAAUACAGUGACAGACACCAGGUCACAAAAAAUUAAGGACAACAUCAAGUAGAUGUUUUCAUAUAAAGUUUAACAAAACUAUCAAGCUAUACGAUGCAUUUCAUUGUCUCUGUACUGCACACUGACAAUGACAAUUAAAAUGGAAUGUGAAUCUGAUAUCGAUUAUUUGCAUCAAUGCUAUAUCACCAGGGGUUCGGGGAUGUCCUAUGUAUGUCGCGGGGGGAAACUAGACCCUGGGGCAGUGGAAUCCUCAUAUAUAUAAAAAAAUUUCUCUGGGACAGAUAGUUCCAGCAGAAAGCUUGUCAGCUAUAUAUAUUAACUUUUCUGACCUAUAGGUCAUGUUGUCAUUCAACAAUAUAUUUAUAAUAUUGAUAGACAAAUGCGUUCAUGUUGCAUUGGUGAAAUUAAUUCUAUGUAUUUUUUCCCUUCUGCCUCACCAAUCGAGAACAACGCACAGUACAAAAGGAUUCUGUUUCAGAACUUACGCUAUGACAUGAUUGUUGGAACUUGCAUGGAGUUUUUCCAGUACCCAGGAUUAUUAACAAUCGGAGCCGGGCACAAAUCAACUGUGCCAUGAGAAAAUAAGCUCCUGAGCUGCAGAUUCUGCGCAAGCCUCUGGGACUGGGAUUGUUAUACUGAACAAUCAACUUGCAUGGAGUUUUUUCCAGUACCCAGGAUUAUUAACAAUCGGAGCCGGGCACAAAUCAACUGUGCCAUGAGAAAAUAAGCUCCUGAGCUGCAGAUUCUGCGCAAGCCUCUGGGACUGGGAUUGUUAUACUGAACAAUCAACACCAUGUCAGCAUCCUUUUGAACAUUCACUGGACUACAACACUUGUCCAGCAUCAACAGAAGUGCUGCAAGGAUACAGGGAAAACCUACUCAUCCGAUACAGGUACUACAAACUGGAAUUCCUGGAGAACCGUCAUCACGAUGAAGGAUUCGGCUACAGUACCAUCAACACAGCUAGAAUUGCCCUGACUGUUCUUUUCAAAACAGCUACAGGACAACAGGUAUGGGUUACUGGCUGGGGGUAAAUUUGAAAGGUAUUAAACUCUAAAGCCCUAGACCAAGUACACCCAUAUGUUGGGAUGUCACAAUGGUUAACCAUACUUCAGGGGAUACUCACCAGCCAGACCCCUAAACCUGAACCUUCUAUGCACUAAAAACAUAUGUUGAAGGCACACUGAGCAGCACAGAGGGUCCAGUCACUACUCCUAUUUCAACUGGACACCAUGCUCACAGCUUCAGACCAGAUCUCUAUCAUUUGUCCAGGGAAUGGUCAAACCAGACCAGGAAUACCUUAUCCAGUCAUAAAAUCCGGGCUUACCCGCCAGAAAACACGGUAAUGUACCAAGACCCUUUUUUACCUUACAUAGACACAACCUAAUUAUGCGAGGGAGAUGAAAAGCCUUGUGGGUUGGUCACAAAAAACCUUGUGGUCGGGUAACAAGCCUUUUUGAAAUGGCUAAAGCAGGUUAAAGCUCCUGGGAUAAAACUAACAUGUCAAAGUUGUCAUCCCACAGGAGAAGCUUCCACGUCAACGGCAAAAGAAUGGACGUACCUAUAAACCACAUCCUGGCUCCAGCAGAAUAGUGGGGGUAAAACGUUCAGAGAAAUAAUUUAUUAUAAACUGUUGACAAAACCUGUUUUUUCAUUUGCAGGAAAGAUUCCAAUCUGCAAAUAUUCAAAUUAGCCAAAGGGAGCAUUUAAAUUUCUUCAGUGUCUAUUGUAAAAUACCAUUGGGGUUUCUAUAACAGAAUCAUUGGUUGGUUACGAUACACACUUCCUCCCUCAAAGACUUCGGCAGUGAGUGUAGUAUAACUGUUACACGGUUUGCAAUCACAGAGCUUUGAAAUCUUCACGGAAUCACUCACGUGACUCCGAAGUAAAAUAGUAAGAUUAAACGAGAACUUACCAGUUUGAAGUUUGAUCUGUAUUUUAUGAGGAGUUACGAUGAGGGUUUACGUGCCCUCCGCUCCCACCCUCAUUACAUGGAUCAAACUGAUAAUUGAUGUCUCUUUGUUCUUUACUAUGUUACUUCAAAUACUUGUGUCUAUCUGUGAUUCCACACCGCUGCUUUGAAGUAUGCCGCAACGCGUCCUGGGACGGGCUUCUUCACGUAAACCCUCAUCGUAACUCCUCAUAAAAUACAGAUCAAACUUCAAACUGGUAAGUUCUCGUUUAAUCUUACUAUUUUACCCACUAAUCUCCUAUGUGGGACCUUAUUUACUGCUUUCUGAAAGUCCAGGUACACUACACCCACUGGCUCUCCCUUGUCCAUUUUCCUAGUUACACCCUCAAAGAACUCAAACCGAUCCGGCUACUGCUAUCCAAAAGCUAUUUCAUCUUUUAUAGUCAGAGUGAGGAUAUUGUGUGGAGGUGGGGAUCAGGGAGGGGAGGUGAGGGUGGUGCAGGUUGGAACAUGGUGGUGGUGCCCCAGUUGUCACGGUUCCUGUCCCCACCCCCGGGGGGUUGGAACCGCGACACAAACUAACACUCUAGAAUGUAGCAUUUUGAACGAUGCAGACAAUGAGCAGCGGCACCGGGGGGCGGGACAUGGACACAGACACAGACAGACGGCGUUGGAGGAGGUUGUGUCUGGUGUCAGCUCAGCUAUACCCUACCCCCAUCUACCAUCAUCUAUUAUACUAUACUAUAGGUGCAGCGGGGUCAAGCGGUGACCAGAAGGGGAGUGGGUGAAGUGGCCACGCUCCCGCUCCUUGUUCCUGGCGCCGCGGCGAAGCUUCUGCUGCUCGGACCCCGCAGGGACCAUCACUCGUCAGUGCGGAAGACUGGCAGUGCCGUGCUUGGGCUGAGACUCGGGGUGGUGGUGCUACGGUGAGGAUGUCCCACCGCAGUCCCUGUCUGGCCACCAACGACUACUACCGGCACAACGACGACACCUCCAGCAGCAGCGGCGGCUCCAGCAAAUCCGGCGCUCCCUCUUACAUGGAGACUCCCGUCAGGUUGCACAAGAAAAGGUCAAACAGCAAGGGGCCGGGACCUGUGCCUGGUGUCAAACGUUCACCGUCCAACAGUUCAGUCAACAGUCUGAGUAGCUACAUCAGCAACAUCAGCAACGUCAGCAACGUCAGCAACGCCUCCAAGUGCUCUCAGCACUCUCAUCGCUCUCUGCACCUCAGCAGCAGCAGCGGCUGGCAGGAGCCCAUCGCAGUCACAGGGCCGUCCAGCUUUGAGGACAGCUACGAAGAGAAAUUCAACAGAGCAUACGGCAGGAUGGGGAGACUGACUGCGUCUUCCACUUCUUCCAACAUCUACUUGUCGUCCACAUCUGGCUACUCCUUCCAGGAUGAGCUGCAGGGUUUGGCUUACCUUGAAUUGUUCUCUCCCUUUGCCAAGCUGUGGGGCUGGAUCUCGCUGCUGUCUCCAGGUACCUGCAUUACUAAUCUUCCCUCUUCUGUGGUCCAUGGCCCCAAAACUCUGCUCCAGUCAACCAGUGCCCUGCUGAUACUGGACCCAGUGGGGAGGUACAGCCCGCUGCUCUCUCCUUAAACUCCCAGGGUUUGCACAAGGCCUGGUCCCCAGUGCUGUGUUGUUGGUGCAGCCUAGGACCACAGUCAGUGCGGGAGGAAGCCGCCUUCCAGCUUGGUACUCCAGUGUGUUCCCUCAGCCUGACUGGGUCACUCACUGAGAUGAGUGGUGAGUUGCCCAGAGGACCAUAGAGUCAAGAGACGACUGACAGUCAAUGCUCGGUUACUCGAUCCCGACUGAAGUCAUGUUGUAACACCUAAGGGUUUGUGUUCCAGGGUCACUGGGGCGAUGAAAGAAUAGGAUCUCCUUUAGAUUUCCCCAGCUGUGUGGCACCGAGGAUGCUUUUGAAAUGUAGUGUGAGGUGGUGGCUCGUGGCCAAGCUCGCACACAGCAUUGUGGUGAUGAGCAGAUGCCCAUGUUCAAUAAAUCUAGAUUUCUCUAACUUCAAGUAACCCUCUCUCUCCGUCCAUCCCCCUCCUUAGUCGUUGUACUAGUUUCACUGUCGUCCUGGUGAGUUUCAUUGUGUGUAUCAUUCGUUAACACCGAGCCCACAGCCAACCAACAAUGGACCCUUUCCUUCAUCAUCGUAACUUUUUUGCAUAUCUUUCAUUCAUUUGUCCCAUAUCUCUCUACAUCACCGUCUAUAUCACUUGUUUCACUUUCCCCUGAUUCUCAAUAUAAAGAAGGGUCUCGACCCGAAACGUGGAUUGACACCUGGAAGUAUGAUGUUGUGGCGAUCAGUGAAACAUGGUUGCAGGAGGGCUGUGAUUGGAAACUAAAUAUUCCAGGAUUUCGUUGCUUCAGGUGUGAUAGAAUUGGAGGGGCAAGAGGUGGAGGUGUUGCAUUGCUUAUCAGGGAAGAUAUUACAGCAGUGCUUUGGCAGGAUAGAUUAGAGGGCUCGUCUAGGGAGGCUAUUUGGGUGGAACUGAGAAAUGGGAAAGGGGUAGCAACACUUAUAGAGGUGUAUUAUAGACCGCCAAAUGGGGAGCGAGAAUUGGAAGAGCAAAUAUGUAAGGAGAUUGCAGAUAUUAGUAGUAAGCACAAGGUAGUGAUUGUGGGAGAUUUCAAUUUUCCACACGUAGACUGGGAAACACAUUCUGUAAAUGGGCUGGAUGGGUUGGAGUUUGUAAAAUGUGUGCAGGAUAGUUUUUUGCAGCAAUACAUAGAAGUACCUACCAGAGAAGGGGCGGUGCUGGACCUCCUGUUAGGAAAUGAGACGGGUCAGGUGGCAGAGGUAUGCGUUCGGGAACAUUUAAAAAUAAAUUGGAUAGUUAUAUGGACGGGAAGGGAAUGGAAGGUUAUGGUCUGAGCGCAGGUAUAUGGGACUAGGGGAGAAUAUGUGUUCGGCACGGACUAGAAGGGUCGAGAUGGCCUGUUUCCGUGCUGUAAAUUGUUAUAUGGUUAUAUGGUUAACAGUUCGGGACCAGUGAUCACAAAACCAUUAGUUUCAAUAUAAUUAUGGAGAGGGUCAGAACUGGACCUAGGGUUGAGAUUUUUGAUUGGAGAAAGGCUAACUUUGAGGAGAUGCGAAAGGAUUUAAAAGGAGUAAAUUGGGACAGUUUGUUUUAUGGGAAAGAUCUGGAAGAGAAAUGGAGUACAUUUAAAGGUGACAUUUUAAGAGUACAGAAUCUUUAUGUCCCUGUUCGGUUGAAAGGAAAUAGUAAAAA